Dicentrarchus labrax (European seabass) is the source of this 3610-nucleotide messenger RNA. RefSeq names its product transmembrane protein 63A (gene tmem63a). Bases 187 to 2559 code for a protein of 790 amino acids. NCBI's taxonomy places the organism in Eukaryota, Metazoa, Chordata, Actinopteri, Moronidae. The record is from RefSeq and is a predicted model, not a curated record. Gene Ontology annotation, molecular function: calcium-activated cation channel activity. The transcript is spliced from 23 exons. Gene Ontology annotation, cellular component: plasma membrane.
UAAAUUAAGUUAUGUUAGCGGAUGUUGACGUAGCCCGUUGGGAAACUUUUUCUUAACAUUGCCUCAUUAGCAUUAGCAAACUUUUCGUAUAACUUGUGUACAGUGUAGCUUUUUAAUUAGCCCGUCCAAACACAUAGACACAGUACGCUUUUGUUUACCUUAAAGCUCGACAAACGGCUUCCAGUGAUGUCUUCCCCGUGGUGGGAGCAGUGGCCCCUGCUGGACAGAAAUGCCACCGAUCGAUCAGGCAUAGACAACAGUAGCUGCAUCAGCUCCAAACAGAGCACCGUACUCAAGGGAGUCCAAUUUGGAGGAGUUCCAGUUGUGUUACUGCUUGAUUUCUGUGUCUUUUUGGUGUUGCUGAUCCUCUUCACUAUUAUCAGGCGGAAGUUCUGGGACUAUGGACGUCUGGCAUUAGUUGCUGACGAUGGGUUAAGUGAGUCAACACAACGUCAGGUUGGACACAAGUCGUCAAUUCUGGCCAGCGUGGAUGACCCUGAGUAUGAAUUGGGAUUCUGCUCUUGGCUGCCUUACAUCCUCAGAAUGGACAAGGAAAAAAUAAAAGCCAGAUGUGGCAUGGAUGCUGUUCACUACCUGUCCUUCCAGCGUCAUCUGAUCGCCCUGCUGAUGGUCAUUGUUGUCACCUCCCUCGCAAUCAUACUGCCUGUCAACCUGACUGGAGACCUGCAGGGUUACGACCCAGAGAAUUUUGGAAGGACAACUAUUGGGAAUCUUCAAAAAGGAAACAACCUGUUAUGGCUACAUACUGUGUUUGCAGUUCUGUACCUGUUCCUGACAGUUAUUCUGCUGCAACGUCACACAUCAAAAAUCAAAGACCUGCGCAGAGACACAACCAGAAACACUUUGUUUGUGUGUUCAGUACCUAAAGGUGCAACAGCAGAAGCUAUAAAGACCCAUUUCUCAGAGGCGUACCCUACCUGUAAAGUGUGUGCUGUGACCCUGGGCUAUGACGUGGCUAAGCUCAUGUACCUUGAUAAGGAAAGGGUGAGAGCUGGAAAAAACCUGCGCUAUUAUGAACGUGUCUUAGACAACACAGGGAUACGUGAGCUGAUUAACCCACGUUUGUGUGGUCACCUCUGCUGCUGCACCAGCUCUGGGAAGGUUGAUGCUAUUGAAUACUACAGUACUAAAGAAAAAGACCUGCUGGAAGAAGUGAGGAAGCAGUCAGAAGUGGUGCCAGAGCGCCCCCUGGGGAUUGCCUUCGUCACCUUGCAGACCGAGGCUAUGGCCAAGCACAUUCUGAAAGACUUCAAUGCACUCGAGUGUGGGGACAGAAGCUGCUGCUGUGGGAGGCUGCCCCAACCUUCAUCCAACUGUCAACCUCUGAAAGUGAACCAAUGGAGGGUCAGCUUUGCACCCCAUCCCAAAAAUGUGUAUUGGCAAAGUCUCUCAGUGCAGGGUUUCUCCUGGUUCAUGCGCUACAUGACCAUCAACUUCUUCCUUUUUUUCCUGCUCACCUUCCUCACAACUCCCACCAUCAUUAUCAACACCAUUGACAAGUUCAACGUGACUAAGCCCAUCUACUAUCUCAAUAGCCCUAUAAUCAGUCAGUUCUUCCCCACUCUCCUGCUGUGGACCUUCUCUGCGCUGCUGCCCACCAUAGUCUACUAUUCUACUCUAGGAGAAGCACACUGGAGCAGGUCCAGUGAGCAGCUGAGCAUGAUGCGUAAGCUGUACUUCUUCCUGCUCUUCAUGGUGCUCAUCCUGCCCUCGCUAGGACUCACCAGUCUCGCAGUGCUUUUCCGCUGGCUGUUUGAUAAGGAGUUUCUCUCAGGCGCGAAACUGAGGUUUGAGUGUGUGUUCUUACCUGACCAAGGGGCAUUUUUUGUCAACUAUGUGAUCACAGCGGCCCUGGUGGGCUCUGGGAUGGAGUUGCUACGGUUGCCAGGGUUACUGCUUUACACCAUUCGCAUGGUGUUUGCUCGCUCAGCUGCUGAAAGGAAAUAUGUCAAACAGAACCAGGCCUAUGAGUUUGAAUAUGGAGCUAUGUAUGGCUGGACCCUUUGUGUGUUCACUGUCAUUAUGGCUUACAGCAUCACAUGUCCUAUCAUUGUGCCUUUUGGUCUCCUGUACAUGAUGCUGAAGCAUCUGGUGGACAAACACAACCUCUACUUUGCUUAUCUGCCAACUCACUUAGACAGCCGGGUCCACCUGGAAGCUGUCAAUCAAGCUCUGGCUGCGCCCAUCAUCUGCCUAAUAUGGCUUUACUUCUUUUCUGUCCUCAGAACAGGUUUCUGGGCUCCCACAUCUCUAUUCACACUGGUCGUCCUGUGUAUCACCGUCUUCAUCUGCAUCAGCUACGCCUGCUUUGGCCAUUUCAAGUACCUCAGUCCGCACAACUAUGAGGUGAAAAAGGAGGAGGAUGAGGAAGAUGCUGAAGAGGAAGUGGAAGAAAACAACAUGGUCUACCUCCCCAGAGUGCUUAAUCCCAAAUCACCUGCAAGCGCCUCACAGGGGCCCAAAUAUCAGCAGUCUUACGGCUCUACAGAGGACAGCAAGGCCCACAACCCAGUGGAGGGAAGCAUGUCAGAUAGCUGAAUCAGUGUAUUGCAACAGAGUCAAAACUUUGGAGACGACUCCUGAUUGUGAACCUGCUUCUUUCACAAUGAUUUUAGCAUUGAAGCCAGGGUUUGAAUUCACCUCCAUCCUACUUGCUCAAUCAGACACAGUCUGUCCCACUGAGAGGAAAUAUCCAGAUGGUACAAGAGACGAUGGUGCAAUGGAUUCCAAAGACUAGAACUAGUCCAACUUCCUAACCUUCUGCUUUUGGAAAGGAAUGAGUUAAAUGCACAAAUGAGGACAGUGUGUUGAAUUUGGAUCAUUAUUUGCACUUGAUCAGCACAGCACACACAUCCAUGAGAAAUCUGCCUAUUCUUCUAUUAUCAGUCAUAUCCGUCAUAAAGCAGUGUUACUUGUUGUAUUUUUAUGUAUGAGGCCUCUCUGUUAAGGACCAAUUCACCAAGUAAUGUGUCGCCAAAGCCUGCCAUUUCAAACAAGCCAUAAUUUUUGUCAAAAAAGAAUGAAUUCAUUUCUUGCACAUGCCAAAGGUAAUUACUGUAUGAAGGGUAUUACCAGAACAAGAUAAUCAAGCCAGCACCACUGAUGCCAAAGAGGUGGACAAGCACAGCUUGCUGUUUUUUUUUGUCCAGAUUUCUUCACAGUGCCUUUGUUUGAUGCCAGAGGACACCACAUGCCAAGGGAAUAAUUUAUUGUCUAAUGUUAAUAUUGCAAUGUUUGUAUCAAGAGAGGCCUGCCAUGUGUUUACUAACUUACUAGGGUGAAUGUUUUUACUUUUGUAAUUUGAGAAGAGAACAAUCAUUUAUAUCAGUGCAGCAACCAUCAUUUUUGUUUUAUUAAAUAGGUCAAGGUUUAUUUUUGUUUUAUUUACAAUGAAGUUACAGUUUUUCUUUCUCUUUUUUUAAAUUUGCUUUUUAACAAGGAACUAAAACCUAAAAGCAGACUUGUAUCUGUUCAGUGGUGGGUAAUAGGAGUGUUGAAGUUAAAUGCCUCAACUUUGUAGAUGGUUUGUAUAUGUCAAUAUUUUAAACUCUUACAUGCAGCUUUAAAACAUAAACCACAGGAAAAACGA